AGCGCCCGCGAGAUCCGGUGCCGGACCCCCCCCGGACACACCCCCGGCGGCUCUCCCAUCCUCAUCAACAUCAACCGGGCAGAGCUGAGCAACCCGGAGGUGAAGUACAACUACACGGAAGACCCCACCAUCCAGAAGAUCGAUCCCGAGUGGAGCAUCAACAGUGGUGGGACGCUGCUGACGGUGACUGGCACCAACCUGGCCACCAUCAAAGAGCCCAGGAUCCGGGCCAAGUACUGCAGCUCUGAAAGGGAGAACAACUGCACUGUCUACAACGACACCACCAUGGUGUGCUACGCACCCUCCAUCGACAACCCUGUGCGGAGUCCUCCAGAGGUCGGUGACCGCCCAGAUGAGAUCGGCUUUGUCAUGGAUAACGUUCAGGCCCUGCUGAUCAUCAACACCACCAACUUUGUCUACUACCCAGACCCCGUCUUCGAGCCGCUCAGCCCCACAGGGAUGCUGGAGCUGAAGCCCAGCUCUCCCCUCAUCCUCAAGGGCAGGAACCUGCUCCCGCCGGCUGGGGGUAACUCCCGCCUGAACUACACGGUGCUGAUCGGAGACACUCCCUGCACCCUGACCAUCUCUGAGACCCAGCUCCUCUGCGAGUCCCCCAACCUCACUGGCCAGCACAAAGUCACGAUCAAGGCUGGAGGGUUUGAGUUCUCCCCGGGGACGCUGCAGAUCUACUCGGACAGCCUGCUCACCCUGCCUGCCAUCAUCGGGAUCGGCGGUGGGGGUGGUCUGCUCCUCCUCAUCAUCAUCAUCGUCCUCAUCGCCUACAAGCGCAAGUCCCGGGAUGCUGACCGGACCCUGAAACGCCUCCAGCUGCAGAUGGACAACCUGGAGUCACGGGUGGCCCUGGAGUGCAAAGAGGCCUUUGCUGAGCUCCAGACUGACAUUAACGAGCUGACCAACGACCUGGAUGGGGCUGGCAUCCCCUUUCUGGAUUACCGCACCUACGCCAUGCGGGUUCUUUUCCCAGGGAUAGAGGACCACCCUGUGCUGAAGGAGAUGGAGGUCCAGGCGAACGUGGAAAAGUCCUUGACCCUCUUUGGGCAGCUCCUGAACAAAAAGCACUUCUUGCUGACCUUCAUCCGCACUCUGGAGGCUCAGCGGAGCUUCUCCAUGCGGGACCGUGGCAACGUGGCCUCCCUUAUCAUGACGGCGUUGCAGGGCGAGAUGGAGUACGCCACAGGUGUGCUGAAGCAGCUCCUCUCCGACCUCAUCGAGAAGAACCUGGAGAGUAAGAACCACCCCAAGCUGCUAUUGCGGAGAACGGAGUCGGUGGCAGAGAAGAUGCUGACGAAUUGGUUCACGUUUCUGCUGUACAAGUUUCUGAAGGAGUGUGCCGGGGAACCGCUUUUCAUGCUCUACUGUGCCAUCAAGCAGCAGAUGGAGAAGGGACCCAUUGAUGCCAUCACAGGAGAGGCUCGCUACUCCCUCAGUGAAGACAAGCUUAUCCGGCAGCAGAUUGACUACAAGAUGCUGACCCUCAACUGCGUGAACCCUGAGAAUGAGAACGCCCCGGAGAUCCCCGUCAAGGUGCUGAACUGCGACACCAUCACGCAGGUGAAAGAGAAGCUGCUGGACGCCGUUUACAAGGGUGUGCCCUAUUCCCAGCGACCCAAAGCUGGAGACAUGGACCUGGAGUGGCGGCAGGGCAGGAUGGCUCGGAUCAUACUGCAGGACGAAGAUGUCACCACAAAGAUCGACAAUGACUGGAAGAGGCUAAACACUCUGGCCCACUACCAGGUGACGGAUGGCUCCUCGGUAGCCCUGGUGCCCAAGCAGAACUCGGCGUACAACAUCUCCAACUCCUCCACCUUCACCAAGUCCCUCAGCAGAUACGAGAGCAUGCUGCGGACAGCCAGCAGCCCCGACAGCCUGCGCUCACGGACCCCCAUGAUCACCCCCGACCUGGAGAGCGGCACCAAGCUCUGGCACCUGGUGAAAAACCACGACCACAUGGACCAGCGGGAGGGUGACCGGGGCAGCAAGAUGGUCUCUGAAAUCUACCUGACCCGCCUAUUAGCCACCAAGGGCACCCUGCAGAAAUUCGUGGAUGACCUGUUUGAGACCAUCUUCAGCACAGCGCAUCGUGGGAGCGCGCUGCCCCUCGCAAUCAAAUACAUGUUUGAUUUCCUGGAUGAACAAGCUGAUAAGCAUCAGAUCAAUGAUUACGAUGUCAGGCACACCUGGAAGAGUAACUGUCUACCUCUACGUUUUUGGGUGAAUGUGAUUAAGAACCCCCAGUUUGUGUUCGACAUUCACAAGAACAGUAUUACUGAUGCCUGCCUAUCCGUGGUGGCUCAGACAUUCAUGGACUCCUGCUCAACUUCUGAGCACAAGCUAGGAAAAGACUCUCCCUCCAACAAACUACUGUACGCCAAGGACAUCCCCAACUACAAGAGCUGGGUAGAAAGAUAUUAUGCAGAUAUUGCUAAAAUGCCAGCGAUCAGUGACCAGGACAUGAGCGCGUACCUGGCGGAGCAAUCGCGGUUACACCUCAGUCAGUUCAACAGUAUGAGUGCGCUGCACGAGAUCUACUCCUACAUCACCAAGUACAAGGAUGAG
Molecule: messenger RNA, 2577 nt
Organism: Balearica regulorum gibbericeps (East African grey crowned-crane)
Lineage: Eukaryota; Metazoa; Chordata; Aves; Gruiformes; Gruidae
Source: RefSeq, a predicted model, not a curated record